Sciurus carolinensis (gray squirrel) is the source of this 1035-nucleotide messenger RNA. RefSeq names its product GMP reductase 2-like. Gene Ontology annotation, molecular function: GMP reductase activity. Gene Ontology annotation, cellular component: GMP reductase complex. Gene Ontology annotation, biological process: nucleotide metabolic process. Lineage: Eukaryota; Metazoa; Chordata; Mammalia; Rodentia; Sciuridae. The record is from RefSeq and is a predicted model, not a curated record.
AUGCCUCAUAUCGACAAUGACAUGAAACUGAACUUCAAGGAUGUCCUUUCGAGGCCAAACUGCAGCACCCUUAAGUCUCGAAGUGAGGUGAAUCUCACAAGAUCCUUUUCAUUUCGGAAUGCAAAGCAGAUGUACACUGGCAUCCUUAUCAUUGCUGCUAAUAUGGAUACUGUGGGUACCUUCGAAAUGGCCAAGUUCUCCCUCUUCACUGCUGUCCAUAAACAUUAUAGCCUUCAUCAGUGGCAAGAGUUUGCGGGCCAGAAUCCUGAUUAUCUUGAGUAUCUGGCUGCCAGCUCAGGGACAGGCUCUUCUGACUUUGAGCAACUGGAACAGAUCCUGGAAGCUAUUCCCCAGGUGAAAUACAUAUGCCUAGAUGUGGCAAAUGGCUACUCUGAACACUUUGUUGAAUUUGUAAAGAAUGUACGGAAGCGCUUCCCUCAACACACCAUCAUGGCAGGGAAUGUGGUAACAAGAGAGAUGGUGGAAGAGUUGAUCCUCUCUGGGGCUAACAUCAUCAAAGUGGGUAUUGGGCCAGGCUCUGUGUGUACAACUUGGAAGAAAACUGGAGUUGGGUAUCCACAUCUUAGUGCAAUGAUGGAGUGUGCAGAUGCUGCUCAUGGCCUCAAAGGUCACAUCAUUUCAGAUGGAGGUUGUAGCUGUCCUGGGGAUGUGGCCAAAGCUUUUGGGGGAGGGGCUGACCUUGUGAUGCUGGGUGGCAUGCUGGCUGGGCACAGUGAGUCAGGUGGUGAGCUCAUCGAGAGGGAAGGCAAGAAGUACAAACUAUUCUAUGGAAUGAGUUCUGAAAUGGCCAUGAAGAAGUAUGCUGGUGGUGAGGCAGAGUACAGAACCUCAGAGGGAAAGACAGUGGAAGUCCCCUUUAAAGGGGAUGUGGAACAUACCAUCCGUGACAUCCUAGGAGGGAUCCGAUCUACAUGCACCUCUGUGGGAGCAGCUAAGCUAAAGAAGUUGAGCCAGAGAACUACCUUCAUCCGAGUCACCCAGCAGGUGAAUCCAAUCUUCAGUGAUGCACGCUAG